CUCGAGCACGUGCAUGGGAAUAACUGAUGUUAGAUAAUGUUGUGUGUGUUUAUAUAAAUAAGUGUUACUGCCAACAUUUGCAGAGCUACACACUACACAUGUAGCACGUAUUGUUUUGUUUUUUUGUGUGUGUUUUUAUUUCUCUGCGUCGUGUUAAAUUAAAAUGCGCCUUAUUUAUGCUUAGUGCUGCUUUAAGGGGGAAAUUUAUACUGCGCAUGCGCCAAAACCAACACUUCAGUACGCUGUCUAAACGCAUGUUUAAGGGAUUUGCGUGUUUUGGCAAACGCUUUUGCAUCACCAAAUUGCAUUGAACCGUGUGGAGUCAUGUUUAACAAGUGUAGCUUGAACUUAUGGGGUCAAGCGUAAUAAUUUUCUUUCAGGCAAACACAAAGCUACCUAAAAGGGUCCUCGAGAUCCAGGAAGUACACAGGAAUAGUGAAGCAUGAUGUUUAUUUUUGUUGGAUUUUUUGACUAGAUCUUCACUUAUUUGUGUGUGUGUGUGUGAUAGAGAGACAAAUACUUUCUUCCCUCUUGUUUGUUCACCAUGAACAGGACUCAGCUGAAACGCUCAAGGAUUUUACAGAUGGCUCUGAGUAACUCCGACUCCAUGGAGCAGGAUGGGAAAAACGAGCCAUUUCUUAUGCGCGCAAUAAAGAUCGCGUUUGUGGUGGCUUUGUACUGGUUUGUGUCCAUCACCAUGGUUUUCCUCAACAACUACCUGCUGGACAGUAAAGACUUGGACGCCCCGCUGUUUGUGACGUUUUUCCAGUGUGUAGUGAGCGUGGGACUGUGCUGGAUCAUGAGCUUAAUGUCCUCGUUAAAGCCCGGUUAUGUGGACUUCCCCUCCAUUAAAGUGGACAUGAAGGUGUCCGUGCAGAUUUUGCCCCUGUCUGUGGUCUUCAUCGCCAUGAUCGCCUUCAAUAACUUGUGCCUUAAGCACGUCGGAGUCGCCUUCUACACGGUGGGCCGAUCCCUGAGCACCGUGUUCAACGUCCUGCUGAGUUACGUCAUCCUCAAGCAGACCACGUCACUCUACGCGCUGCUGUGCUGUGGCGUCAUUCUGGGUGGAUUUUGGCUAGGUGUGGAUCAAGAAGACGCCGCUGGCUCUCUCUCCUGGACUGGGGUGAUAUUCGGGGUCCUAGCCAGUGCCUGCGUCUCUUUAAAUGCCAUUUUCACCAAGAAAGUGAUGCCGGUUGUGGAUGGAAGCAUCUGGAAGCUGUCCUACUACAACAACCUGAACGCGUGUGUGCUCUUCCUCCCUCUCAUCCUCGCUUUCGGAGAGCUGCCACGCAUCUUUGGGUUCAGCCGUGUCUCCGACACUCAUUUCUGGGGUAUGAUGGUCCUCGGGGGUAUCUUCGGCUUUGCCAUUGGCUACGUGACAGGCCUGCAGAUUAAAUUCACCAGUCCUCUGACGCACAACGUGUCGGGAACGGCGAAGGCGUGCGCGCAGACUGUCAUUGCUGUUGCGCACGAGCACUCGCACAAGAGCAUUCUGUGGUGGAGCAGCAACAUGAUGGUUCUGGGAGGAUCGUUCGCCUACACCUGGGUCAAAGGACUGGAGAUGAAGAAAGGGAGCACAGGUCAGGACACUGCAGCUACAGGAGAGAAAACUAAAGCAGACACAGGAGUAUGAAGAAUGAAAAGGAAUUUUUUUUUUUUUUAAAUGGUACACUGGACUAAAGUACAGUUAUAAAACAGAAGAAUAUAAAUUAUUAUUAUUAUUAUUAUUAUUUUUUUUUAUUGAUAACAAUUUUAAGCAGGUGAUCAUUUGAAUAGUCAAUAAUUAUGCAAAUCUCUUUAAACGAUCACUUUAUUCCCAGUACAUUUUUUCCAGCACACAUCGAUAACACGACUCUUCCACCAGGCGAGCCAAGCCGACACCUGACACAUACCCACCGCUUCACUUUGCCACUGAAUGAAGGUCUUUUUAUAACCUCUUGUAUAGAGGUGCAAAAGAGGUGCCUUUAAGAAAAAACAUCCACAUGUUUCUCCCACGAGAAGAAUCUCUUGCAGUAGGAGAGUCUUUCAUUUCUGAUGACAUUGUGAAUUACUCUUCCAAUAAACCCAUGAUCCGGCCUCUGGAAAUCUGUAAGAAGGUUGUCGAUCAUGUGACCAUGCAGUUGGAUUUUACUUUCUGUUUCUAGUAAUGUUAAAAUGACACGGACAAACACAAGCAAGAUUUGCACACAACAUUACAAGAUUUGUAGACAUCAUUCCAUGAUUGCUGGAACAAGUUCUCAGUGAAACACUCCUUUGUGUUCAGUUAAAAUGUCUGCUCCAUGAUAGAUAUGCAAAAAGGAUUCCAUGGUCUGAUUUUGUGCAAUAUUGCAGCAUGUAGAAUUUAUUUAAAACUCCGUCUCCACACGUUGAUUCAUGGAUUUAAACUAGAUUUCUUCUGAUAAACUGUUUUCUAACUAUAGCUAGUGUGUAAAGGCGGAUGUACUGGUGGUCUUGUUCCAUGGAAUGACAUUAAAGUCGUUCUUUUAUCAUGAGGGGUUUAUUAAAUAGAUCAAGAUGGUGGUUUUUAUAAACCCCUGACUAGCCCAGAGCAGAGGUUAAGGUUCAGAAUAUCACCUCUGCCUUACAUUCCCAGUAAGACUACAGUGUUGGGUUUGUAGAGUAUGGAAUAUUGUUUUGUGGUAACAGCUGACAUCUCUGGACAGUAUUUAGGAGAAACCCUGAAGAGGAAAAGAUCGGUGAAUGAAACGAGACUUAACUGGCAGCUAACUCGUACCAGCAUACAGUAAAUAUCGGGGUGCACACGGUACUCGUAUGUGUCCGGUACGCAUUUCAAGUGGACUUAAAGACCUAAUGAGUGUGUGUGUGAUGUCUGAAUAUUUUGUUCUUUAUUUGUGUUUUAUCUUAAUCACCUGCGCUGUAGUUAGGAAUGUGGUUUAUUGUGUGUGUGUUUACAUGAAUUCUUUUUUUCCCCCAAAAAAAUCAUGUGUAAGGUGUUUGUUCCGUUUUGAAUGAAAACACUAAUGGAAGAGAUUCUGUAAUUAAACCUAAGUGUGCACCCGAUCGAUCGU
Molecule: messenger RNA, 3029 nt
Organism: Hemibagrus wyckioides
Lineage: Eukaryota; Metazoa; Chordata; Actinopteri; Siluriformes; Bagridae
Gene: slc35c1
Product: solute carrier family 35 member C1
Exons: 2
Coding region: 545-1633 (362 amino acids)
Biological process (GO): protein O-linked glycosylation via fucose; GDP-fucose import into Golgi lumen
Cellular component (GO): Golgi apparatus
Molecular function (GO): antiporter activity
Source: RefSeq, a predicted model, not a curated record